Molecule: messenger RNA, 720 nt
Organism: Truncatella angustata
Lineage: Eukaryota; Fungi; Ascomycota; Sordariomycetes; Amphisphaeriales; Sporocadaceae
Product: cytidine deaminase-like protein
Exons: 8
Coding region: 1-720 (239 amino acids)
Biological process (GO): purine nucleoside catabolic process
Molecular function (GO): guanosine deaminase activity
Source: RefSeq, a predicted model, not a curated record
AUGCUUGUUUCACGCUCUCUAGUAGCCCUGGGCAUCGUCGUCGCCACCUGUGCUGCUCACUUCACGAUCCCUAACGAUGAUCAAGAUAUGUCCGGGCUGACGGUCAACUCAAUUCCAUGGGAAAAGCGAGCAAGUUAUAUGCGGAAGACGAAUGAAGCUUUGUACCGCCAAAGCGGCCCGUGCCCGUUCGCGGCUUUCGGGGCAAUUAUUGUCAACCAUACCGCCGACGAGGUCGUGUGCGAAGGUGCCAAUUUCCGGACCGGCGACCCGACAAUCCAUGGCGAGAUCUCGGCAAUCAACGCGUGCACUGCGAAGUUUGCUGAUAUGGGCAUGACUCCCACUGAGAUAUAUGCCGCGUGGGGGGAGCUUUCCCUCUAUACCAACGCCGAAUCAUGUCCUAUGUGCGCGAGUGCUAUUCGAUGGGCUGGUUUCAAGGAAUACGUGUAUGGAACCACGAUCCAGCACAACUAUAAUGUCGGCUGGGGCGUUAUGACACUUAGCAGCUACGACGUCUUCCAGCAGUCUCGCCAAUUGCCCGGGUAUCAGACGGUGAUGCUGGGGCAGAUUCUGACGAACGAGACCGAUCCCCUGUUUUCAUGGCAGUAUAAUGCCAGCGCGGUUUGUCCCAACGAAUGUUUUCGGGUACCUAGUGCGACGAGGGGCGGUACUACUUGCUCUAAUGUGACGGCGAGCUCGAGGAGGGACGUGGAUGGACUUUGA